AUGUCCUCGGAGUCUGAUACCUCCAAGGGUGGGCUGUACAACUUCGAGGCCGAGUCCCUCAGAAGCGCUUGGGAGCUGAUGCCACCCUCGGACUUCGUCCUGGAUCCACCGAUUCCCCGAGCCAAGCGGAACGCCUCCUUCCACCACCCUGGCUGCCUUUUCCAAUGCGUGCACAUGUUUGACAAGGUCCGGCAGUGCUAUCGGUUGGUGCAGAAGUUUGAGACAGAGGCCGGCCAUAGCUUCUCCUGGAUUGUCCGCAGCCGGCCCGAUCUUCUGUGGCACGCCGACAAGACGCAGCUUCCUGCGCUACACCAGCUGCCACACUCGGCUGUGUACUUCGCGGAGCUGGUGAAGGCCCAAGGUGGCAUCUUCCGCGAUCCGGUGCAAAUCGUCCCGCGCAGGUUUGCGGAGGAUAUGUUCGAUCGGCUGUUGGACCAGUGCCUGCUGCGGCAAAGCUUGCGGGAAGACCGCAUAUGGAACUGCGACACCUGGCUUGUCCAGUUCUGCGAAGAGAAGGGUAUUCCCAUGCGACACCUGCGGCUGUAUGCGACCAUCGAGAGGCUUCCGAACAUCGAGGAUGAUUUUCAUACCUACCAUGAUCAAUGGAGCCAGCAUGUCAAGAAUGCCGAGCUUCUGUUUCCCAACUCCACCUUUGUAAUGGGGAAUGAAGAUGAGAAGCACGCGAAUCAAUGGUCGAACACCACGGCAGGUCUGCCCGGAAGGGCCUUUGCAGAUGCAGGUUGCAACUUAGUAGCUGACAGCCAGUACUGCGUGCAUACGAACGCCUACCUUAUCCACCUGCGCUUGGCCAUUUACAUACCAGCGGCGAACAGACUCAGACUGCUGAAGUUUGGACUCUUCCGUACGUACAGCCGAAAUAUUCGGUUCCAAGGCCGGCAUUCGCGAUUCGGCGCCAAUGCCAGUGACUGGUGGCCAUUGCUUACGCUUCCCUACGAUCUGCUGGAAAUGGCAAAGGGUGUCCCUUCGGAGAACGCCGGAAUUUCCUACAACCUCUUCCGCCCGGUCUUGAUGCGAAGAGGCGACUGCAUCUUCUGGACAGCCUGUGCAGAUGACGAGACACUUCAGGCGCCCGAGGCAGUGGAACCUGAGGCUCAGGAGUUGCAAGUAGCCUCGCGAUGUCUGAUGCGUCGUGGGGUGCGGCCGAUAUACACACGCAGUAGCAAGCCGAUCGGCGCCUUUGCGCCGGUGAUCUCCCGGUAUCACAGCGCGGCCUUCACCUUCUUCAAGCAAGUGCCGCCUUUGUGA
Molecule: messenger RNA, 1266 nt
Organism: Symbiodinium natans
Lineage: Eukaryota; Dinophyceae; Suessiales; Symbiodiniaceae
Source: the annotation of a GenBank genome assembly